Molecule: messenger RNA, 1142 nt
Organism: Tripterygium wilfordii
Lineage: Eukaryota; Viridiplantae; Streptophyta; Magnoliopsida; Celastrales; Celastraceae
Product: probable transcription factor KAN4
Exons: 6
Coding region: 91-1140 (349 amino acids)
Biological process (GO): regulation of DNA-templated transcription; abaxial cell fate specification
Cellular component (GO): nucleus
Molecular function (GO): transcription cis-regulatory region binding
Source: RefSeq, a predicted model, not a curated record
UCCUUUCAAAGUUUCUUUCUUUCCAUUUCUUCUUCCCUAGCUUAUUUACUCUCAGUUAGAUCUCCUCCUCCUCCUCAUCAUCAUUACUUGAUGUUCUCAAAACCCAUCAUGACAACUGCAGCUUCUGCUUCAUCAUUUCCUUUCCCUGAUCUUUCCUUACAGAUCAGCCCCCCCUCAGUGAAUAUUAAUCCAGAUUGUGAAGGAUACGACAUCAGUCUGUCAACAAGAAAGGCAGUUCAGACUAGCGACCAUGGGAGCUCAACCACUGAAUCUGGUACUAGUACUGGAAGUGAUAUCAGCCAUGAAAAUGGGUUCAUGAGUGGUAACUACAAUGGUACUACUAGUCUUGAUCCUCAGAGAGAACCCAAGUUGAGCUUAGGGUUUGAAAUGCCAGAUUUUGGGCCUCCGUCAUCAGCAAGAUCAAGGAAUCCCAGCCACCACCACAAACCUCAAAUCUACGGUCGUGAGUUCAAGAGAAGUAAUGGGAGAAUGAUUAAUGGAGUGAUGAUGAAGAGAAGUGUUAGGGCUCCCAGGAUGAGAUGGACCACAACUCUACACGCUCAUUUUAUUCAUGCCGUUCAGCUUCUUGGUGGCCAUGAAAGAGCUACGCCAAAAUCUGUAUUAGAGCUGAUGAAUGUGAAGGAUCUAACCCUAGCUCAUGUGAAGAGUCACUUACAGAUGUACAGAACAGUGAAGAGCACUGACAAAGGAUCAGGUCAAGGACAGGCAGAUCAUAUGGGUUUGAACCAAAGAGCUUCAGGGAUUAUUAAUGGUCAUGAUGAUGAUGGAUUGGCUUAUACUAGAACAACUUAUCAAACCAACUCUUCUUAUGCCCCUCUCAAUCCAUUACAAACAAAUCUUACAAAACCCACCCAGAUACAUUCUUGGUCAUUGCCAAUGGAGACAAAUAAUGAGAAAACACCAAGUCUUAAUCAGAAUGCUUUGACAUAUUCUCAAUUCAAGGAGGAGGGGAAGAGGGCUGGAGAACUCCAAGUGUCUGAUAGUGUGGAGGAGAGCUUGGAUUCUACUUCUUUGUCUGCUUCAGAUAUGUUACUUAAUUUAGAGUUUACCCUUGGAAGGCCAAGCUGGAAAAUGCACUAUGUUGAAUCUUCAAAUGAGUUGACCCUUCUAACCGGUUGAAA